AACAGUAUCAUAAAAAAGAUUCAUAUCACUCACUAGCUUCUCUAAAGUUCUGGACCUUUCAUAUUGUAUAAUUAUAAUGGACAACUAUGGUGCUCAUGAAGCCCAGGUCUCAGAAGGCGGAGAAGCAGAUCUACAUAGACAUUUAGCUGAUUGCACGAAAAAUCCUGGUCACCGAAGCUUCAUUCCUGUCGAUACAUUCACCCUAGACUAUCUUCCUGAGAGUCAACGCGACUUGGACUUGUGCGAGCUUAUCAAGUGUGUCGCUGAUCUGACCGUGAGAGUAAGUGUCAGGAUGACCAGCCCAGGUAGACCAAAGUUCUGGCCAGAUUCCACCUUACCAUACCCUUGCAGCAACAAAAAUGGUGGGCACUUGAGAACAGGAAGUGGAAAAAUCCGUCAAGUGCUGAAGUACGAACACACCGCCUGUAGAUGUGAUAAGUGCAAACAAUCAGAGAAAUUAAGUGAUGUCUGGUGGGUCAUCGGAAUACAGACAGCCACUCAUGUUGUCUAUGACGAUGUAGAGGCUGAAACUUCGAACAUAAGAUUGUUUUACGAUAAAAAGAGUAGCCCCUUGUUUGUUCUGGACAAUGUCCGAGUUUGGAGCAUCAGCGUUGAAAGCUGUUUUGAAAUGCGUCACCUGCAAUGAAGCCAUUGCCCGGAAACUGGAGACCAUGAUGACAAGAUUCAAGGAUCUUCAGAAGAAGGUCUUUGACAAAUUUAGCGGAACUAGAGAAGGUCAUAGGCUGACCUUUAUCGUUUCCCCUCCUCAUGGGUGCUCUAAGCAGAUCAGUCUCGGUCGAUGGAUUGACAAACGCCAUGUGGAUGAGAAAGAUUAUUUGCACAAGUUGAGCUACACGACAGCUACUUGUCCUGGCAGCAGUGGAGCCGCUGUUUACUGUGUUGGGUAUAUCAGCUAUUGGUGGGUUUACCAUCAUGUCCACAGUGGGGCCGUACCUUUGGGACCUAACUACAGCGCAGUAGGAUUUGUAUAUUAAAGUCGGAAGCACCUAAAUCGCAAAGAAAAAUAAAAAUUAAAGAACUAUUAUUGCAUUUGGUUCAAUAUUAUAAGCAGAAGCACAUGAUAGAGCAUCAUGGCGUCGCGCUUUGAAAACUGGCGCACAAAUUCUUGAGGACAGGAGGACAGCGCUGGCAGAAGAAAAGCGCCAGAGGAAAAAGCAAGGCCAAUGACACUAGCUCCGGCUGAAAAAGCCCUGCCCAGUUUGAAGUCAAUAGUGCAAACGCAACUUUGGUUGACGAAUAGAUAUAGUCAGUCUUAAUUAAAUUUAAAGAGUUGCUGUGUCUGAUACAUAGGCUAUCAUGGUGACAAUAGAAAAUAGUAAAGGUAAUUCUAAAAAUAGCACAGGGGAAAAUACCCAAACAAACUUAUGUUGUUUACUGAAAUAAUUUACUUCCCUUUUUUGUAGCCUAGAAGAGAAAAAAAGUGUGAGAGGAGAAGUAGAGAGAAUAGAGAAAGAAUAAAGAUAGAGAGAUAGUAUAGAGAGAAAAAAGAGAGGAGAGAGAGAAGAGAAAGAGAUAAAAAGAAGAGAGAGAAGUGAGAGAGAAUGCAAUAAGAAACAAGAGAAACAAUAACAAAAUACUUUUUAAAAAACAAAGCUUAUAUUAAGUGUAAUUGUAUCAAUUAGUUUGGAUCAGUCCUGUACUUUUAUGUACAAAUUGAUCUAGACACAAUAAAGAUGUUCGAUUAGAAAUAUUUUUACAAAUUGUCUUGGCUAGCCGAUGACGCCAGUAAGGAGUUCAGUGGAUAUAGUCCUUGUCUGAGUUCUUUUUGAUGCCAUGUUUAGUAAUCAAUUGUUUCCUUACAAUUUCCAGCCAAACAUCGAUACAUUUAUUCCUGUAUUUGGGAAAACAGGCUCACAUAGGUCUCACCAGCCACAUGAGGAGAAACAAAACGACAUUGCAAUGCCCUUCAACCUCCUGGAUGACAACAGAGGUCAUCAUCGAAAUACAAUAGACGAACUAUAUAGGCUUGUUAAUUUUGUAAUUUAUUAAAUGAUUAAAGGAAAAAGGAUAUUUUCAAAGUUAUACUUACAAAAACUAUUUUUCAGUGCUGGUCAAGUGUUAAUUACAAUGGAAAAAAAAAUUUUUUUUUACAUAUGAAUGCUUAAUAUAGACCUAUCAUUGCCUCCCACUAGAUCUAAGUCAAAAUAAUAAAAUUGUUCUAGAUUAAUGAGCUAGAUUAAUGAGCUAUUCAGAGCUAUAAAAAAAUAAAAUUUCAAAUUCAGUCAUUGGACAUGUGUUAUAGCAACAUAAAAAUGGCCUACACAUCUCGAUCGUCAUUUCCCCUCGUAGAUUCGGACCACACAAUGAUCCAUCUUACAUCCACGUACAAACUGGUUUUAAAAACAACAAAACCCGAAGUACAGUCCAUCCAGUCACGGUCUGAUGAUGCUGUCUUACAGCCACAAAGUUGUCUGGAGCAGAAUGGGACAUGUUUGUAAACAACUUCACAGACAGAUGAACUUACCACAACUGUUAAUUCGUACACAUCCAGUUCUGUGAAAACAUGAUUGUACCAAAGAAGAAAAUUAAAAACAUUCAGUAAUAAUAGACCUUGGAUGACCAACAUUAAAAAAUUAACAUUCUGUCAUCAUCAAGAAGUACAUAGAAGUCUAUUUAUAAGACCUGGUUAUGAGUGUAUGUGUUUUUUUUUUCGUGUGUGAAUGUUGUUCGUAUGUGCAUGUAUAUCGUGCAUCUAUAUUGUUAUUGUACAGUAGUUACUCUGAGGUUGUCAAUUGUAGUCGAAAUGAAUUUCCAUUUGUUUGGAUCAAUAAAGUUAUCUUAUCUUAUCUUAUCUUAUUGCUAAGUGAAAUUGAUGAUGUAAUUGUGUUUGUUACAAAGCUUAUAUCAACUCAUUUUGUCUGUCUGUUUAGUAAAAAGUUUGUACACGUUAUUUCUCCGACUCUUCGACAUAUAUUGUUUCUUUCCAUUUAUUGCGGCGACCUAUAAGGGGGACUAAUUCAGCUUAUACCACCUCUUCAGUCAAGUACAGUUUCUUUCUCUUGUUCGAGACAGGAAACAAAAUAAUUACCAAUAGUUAAUUAACUAAUUUUUGUUUUUUUGUUUUUUUUUUAGCCUUUAUUAAUUAUUGUGUUGUCAGGUAAAAGAAAUAAUUGUAGUGGCGUCACUUGGAAGGUGGUCACCCCCCGCACCCCCUUUUAAAAUCCUGUGUUGUUUUCGUUUCGCUUGUUUGUUGAACUGUUAUACAUAUAGUUUAUAAUUACCUACGUUAUUUGAUGGUUGAACUGUUAUACAUAUAGUUUAUAAUUACCUACGUUAUUUGAUGGUUGAACUGUUAUACAUAUAGUUUAUAAUUACCUACGUUAUUUGAUGGUUGAACUGUUAUACAUAUAGUUUAUAAUUACCUACGUUAUUUGAUGGUUGAACUGUUAUACAUAUAGUUUAUAAUUACCUACGUUAUUUGAUGGUUGAACUGUUAUACAUAUAGUUUAUAAUUACCUACGUUAUUUGAUGGUUGAACUGUUAUACAUAUAGUUUAUAAUUACCUACGUUAUUUGAUGGUUGAACUGUUAUACAUAUAGUUUAUAAUUACCUACGUUAUUUGAUGGUUGAACUGUUAUACAUAUAGUUUAUAAUUACCUACGUUAUUUGAUAGUUUGAACUGUUAUACAUAUAGUUUAUAAUUACCUACGUUAUUUGAUGGUUGAACAAACUUAAAAAUGAGUGUCUAUUACAUUUUAAAAUUCAAUGAAAACUCAAUUUAUCUAAAGUUCAUAAGGUUUGUGUAGUCAUGUGAAACUCUGCACUCAUCCUUAAUCUUAUCGUAAUUAUAUAUAAUACAGAAACCAGUGAAAGCAGGAUAACUCUAACCUCCACCUUUGGAUCUUCUCAUUCUUGAUCUUGCCUUUAUUUUGUCUACAAUACAUAAAGGACGCGGAUCGCUGGUCUGUGACUAGGGUAAAGGGUCUUCCGAUAAGAAAGUGUUUCCACGUUCUCAAAGAUUGUACUAUUGCAUACGCUUCUCUUUCCAACGAUGAGUGUGUCCUUUCGCUUUGCGAUAGUGUCCGGGAAAAGAAGGCCACAGGCCGUCCGUCUUGGUUAAGUGUAGCUGAUAUAGCUAUGUCAGAAGCAUCUGUCUCCACUGUUAGCGGGCGAUUGUAAUCUAUGGUGUAAUCAGCGGAUUUCUCGAGCUCGUCCUUCAGGUCCUGGAAUGCUUGUUUGACCUCCUCAGGGACAGGAAAUCGUUUAUUUCUAGUUAACAAGCUGCUUUCGUCUGAGAAAUUAGGAAUCCAUUGAGAAUAAUUGGCCAGCAGGCCAACUAUUCAAUUCUAUUCUCACAGGUUCGACGGAGCAUUUAAUUCCCGCGAGCCUCUGAAUCUUUCUGCGUCAGGCUUGAGCUGACCUUUAGAUAUUUCGUAUCCCAGCAGUCUGACAAUGUGUUCCGAACUCCCUUUUAGCUUCGUUGAAAGUAAUACUACUGCAGGUUUCUAUCAUGAGACUCGGCAUCAUGUCCACAGAUGGUCACAUUGUCCACAUAAGUGAAUGUAUUUUCUAGUUGCUCGUCUUCGAUUAUUUUAUCUAUAGUUCGUCGGAAACAAGCCACUCCAUUUGUAACUCCAAAUGGAAUUCUUCGAAACUGGUAACUGAGGUCCAGAGUGCUGAAGACAGAAAAUUUUGCUAUCUUUUCUAAUAAUUCAUCCAUUCUUGGCAUGGGAUAGGCGUCUAACAGCGUAAGCCAGUUGAUCGUCUGACUAUAGUCAAUAAUCAUUCGUCUUUUGUGCCUCGCCAGGGGGGUUUUGAAGGUUCUAAUACUUCUUCUUUUAAUAUUCUCUGAAUCUCAGCAUUAAUAAACUUAGUAUCAUGUAAUGAGUGUCUGCGCGACUUAGUUUCCAUUGGAGUGCAGUUUGAAGUUACCAAAAAGGCUAGGUGCCUCAACUUAAGCUGGUCUAGGAGUACCUACUGUUGAUGUGUGUGUUAUAUAGGUAAGGCUGCAU
Molecule: messenger RNA, 4973 nt
Organism: Biomphalaria glabrata
Lineage: Eukaryota; Metazoa; Mollusca; Gastropoda; Planorbidae
Exons: 2
Coding region: 77-646 (189 amino acids)
Source: RefSeq, a predicted model, not a curated record